Molecule: messenger RNA, 10925 nt
Organism: Cheilinus undulatus (humphead wrasse)
Lineage: Eukaryota; Metazoa; Chordata; Actinopteri; Labriformes; Labridae
Gene: mslnb
Product: mesothelin b
Exons: 86
Coding region: 255-10139 (3294 amino acids)
Biological process (GO): cell-matrix adhesion
Cellular component (GO): cell surface
Source: RefSeq, a predicted model, not a curated record
GAGCGCAAGUCGGCGCCAGGUGAAUUAAUAUAUCCAAAACUGCAUGAUGCAUUUUUUCAAGGAUUUGCAACUGCUUUCGACAGCAAACAACAGAAAACACAGAAACAUCACUUGCAAAAAGACUUUGCAGAAAGAAAACCUGCUCUUCAGAACAAACAUGUGGUCAGCAGCCAGAUUCGACCACAAACUUCCUCCAGUGUGUGGGAUUGCCUCCUACAGACACAGGGAGAGACCACCUCCAGAGGCUAAAAGGAAUGCUUGAGGCAUCGAUGGAUGUUUACACCUUCAUGAGAUCCAGCAUGACAGGAGUGCCUCUUCUCAGCCUGGACGGGGCGCUGGAAUUAAACCCAAAAGCGGACCCUUUCCAGAACGAAGACCUGAUCCACAUGUGGUUGGAGGUUAAGAUGAAACCGCUGCUGAAGUCCAUCACCAAACACUUCCUGUCAUGUCUCAGCACCAAGAACUUCAGCUGCCCUGCCUACCAGAAAGUGGUGUACGAGCUCAGCCAAUAUUACUCUGAGAUGGAUCCAGUCAGACAAAAGUGGAUCUACACGUUCUUCAUGUACCCAUAUCUGUCAAGAGAAAGUGUAGGAGGUUGUGUGAACAUGAAUGAGAGCAGUGAGGAGUGGUUAAUAAAAAACUUUGGUUACUUCAGAGGCAUGGCCCGAGUAGAGGACUUUUCAAAACUCAACAUGGUCUUCAAUGGAUUGGAUGUUCUCCACCUGCUGUCUCCAGCGCAGAAGGCCUAUCUGCUGAUGCAGCCUGGAGUACAAAGUUUAGACAACGGCACCCUCACUCUGAUCUUCCACAGCAUGCUGACAGAAAGCCCUGGUGUUCAACCAACAGCUAUUCCUGAAUGGGACCACAGCUCGAUGACUCCUGGAUACCCUUCUCCCUAUCCUCCAAAACCAUAUGACCCCUACAAGCCACCGUCUCCACAGGACCAACUCAGAGGGGUUGCAAACGGGUUCAUGACAUUCUUCAAACCUGUUGGGGGCUUCGUUCAUGACUUUGUGACCUUCGUGCAUGAGGUGGACGUUUCACACAUUAAAAGCACCACUCUGACUGAGUUUCUGUUCAGAUGGGGGCUAGGUGAGCUGGCCGAAAUGUACAAGCCAAAAGAAGUCCCCAUGGUUCCAGAGAAGCCAGCGUUUGACGUGACGAAUGUGGAGGACUGGUACCGCCACGUCGUCAUGCCACUGUUAUGGAGGUUCUUGCCGAAUGAAGCGCUCCUGGAUCACCCCUCCAUCAAAAUGGCCUUCCAUGAAGUAUUCUAUCUGGACCGUGGCAAGAACGAUGACAUGUGUGAAAUCCAAGAUGUCUGCAGCAUCACACUGGAUAGGACCCCAUGUGGGCCGACUGAUACUGUGGAAAAUGUCGCCCACGUUUUGCACUGUGCGGCCCGUACCCACUUUGAACUGAACGAGGCGACAAUGAGGAGGCUGAUGAUGGAGCUGUUGAAGCGUCUGAACCUGCUGAUCAAAGAGUUGUCUCAGACGGACUUACAUGAGUUGGCAAAAGACUUCAGCGAGAUCUUUCGUGAGCCUGAAACUCCAACUCUGACUGAGGAUCACCUACAGGACCCUGAGUUCAUCAAACUCUGGUUUCAGGUCAAAUUGACACCCCUCCUGCCUGAACUACCCAUCAGCCUCCUGUCCUGCCUCAGCACCAAGAACUUCUCCUGCCCAGUUUUCCAAACCAUUGUGGCAGAACUCAGCAAGCACAUGAGUUUCAUGCAUGCUGAUCCGAUGUACAGUCGUAACAUUUAUCAGCACUUCAUCCUUCCCUUCCUGCUGAAUCACAACUCCUCUGACCCACAGUGUGUCUUCUCAGCCAAUAACAGUGCAGAAUGGCUGCUGGAAAACUUUGGCGUCUUUUCAAAGUUCGCCUCAGUCACCGUCUUCUACGAGCUCAACCCAGACUUCUCUGGGCUGGAGGUCCUCCGCCUUCUGACUCCAAAACAGAUCGCAGAGCUGGUGGUGGCUCCUCUUCCUGCUCCACCUAACAAAGACGUCAUCAUCGUCCGAGUGUUCGACUUUCUGUCUGAGUCUCCAGAGAUUUUAACUGAAGUCCUGCCCUACCUGGUGAAAUUUGCCAGAGAGGUCGAUGUUUCCUGCAGAGACUAUAUACUCAUCUUUGAGAGAUUGUACGAAGCUAUUCCAUCCGUUCCUCGAGAUGUUGAACCCGAUGUCUGGGCCACCAUAGACGAUCUGAUAGAAAUUGCACCAAGGGAGUGUGUACCAAAAAACAUCACGUGUCCAAUGAUACACUACAAUGCUACUGAAGUCUGCAGAAAUGUUGACAGCUCUAGCCUCGAGUAUUACUUGAAAAAAUCAAUGAGCGUGUCCUGUGAUUUUCCUCUGGAGGCGUAUGCAUGUGCAGAGCUGGAGAAGUUCACCGUCCAUCAGCUGGUGUCUCUUCUGCAGUGCGAUCUACCCGGGAACAGCAGCCGCUCCAAAGUGCUGUGGAAGAUGGUGCUGACUAAACUAUCUGACAUCCUGGACCCAGCUCUAGACAUCUUAGCUAACCAGUCUGUGGUAAUCCCAUCAGCCAGAGAGGUUUUGGACGUAAUCGGAGAGAUCAGAAUUUCACUGCUGACUGACGAGGAGCUGAGAAACAGCAGCAUCAUCAGGAAAUGGUUCUCCAACCGUCUGAGGGCGUUCCUGCCGUUAACAUCACCAAGAUUUCUGGACUGUAUCAGCAGCAGGAACAUCAGCUGCCAGUCAUACCAGCAGAUCCUGAAGGUGUUUACUGACAACUUCGACGUGUUGCCUGAGAAACAACAGCGUGUUGUCCUGCGAGAGUUCAUCCUCCGCUUUCUAUCACACUCAGGUUCAGACUGUGUGUCCAUCUCAAACAGCAGUGCAGAGUUUUUGUUGAAGACUCUGGGUCGAUUCUCGUUCUUGCUGUCUGUCCGUGAGAUUCUUGAUCUCAACCCAUCCUUCAGACCCCUGGAAGUCCUGUCACUUCUGAGUCCACAGCAAUGUGCAGAGCUGCUCGUGUUGAGAGAUUCUAAUCUACCUGAAGUGGACGUCGUCAUUGAUCGGAUUUUUGCCCACCUGGCGGAAAAUCCUAACAAUGAAUUCUUUAAAGAAUUUCUCAUAUACCUCGUCUUCUUUGUACCACAGGGAAACAUCUCCUGCUCAGCAAACAUACAACUAUUUACAAGACUGGACAGGACUCUGGUUGGAGCACCUCCUGAUGUGGUGGCAUCUGUUGCAAAUGCCAAGGUGGCAUUAUCCGAGCAUUUACCAUCAGACUGCAACAUAUCCCCUGGACAGUGCGAUUUCACCAUAAUAAAUCAAACAGACAUUUGUGCUGCAGUGAACAGCACGAUGGUGGAGCUGACCCUCCAAAGUGGACACAUGCCGAGACGUCUGUGUAACUUUUCUGUGGAGGAACUCGCCUGUGCCUCGCUCUCUGCAUUGACAGCCGAGGAUUUGGCCAUGUUUCUAGCGUGUAACCGGACUGCUGACUCCAGCAGCUCCAGACCAGUCUGGAAGCUUCUCCUCUCUAAAGCCUCACAUGUACUGGAUGAAGCUCUAGAUCGUCUGGAAAACAUGACUCUGGACCCCAGAAGUCCUGCAGUGCCAAUGAUUUUGGACUCUAUACGGGAAAUCCGAUUGGACUCACUGAGUCUGACCACCAUCAAUGACCCCGCCAUCAUCAAUAGAUGGUUCAACCGCCGACUUCGCCCCUUCCUGUCUGGUGUUUCUCCAGUCUUCCUGUCAUGUAUCGCCACACGUGGUUUGAACUGCAGCACCUUCCGGCAACUGGUGGAGAUUUUCAGUGAUGUCCAGCCAAACAUGACCCUCUCCACACAGACCAGCGUCUUCACGAACUUCAUAGAGGAAUUCCUUCUCAUGAAUGACACAGCAGACCCCGGCUGCACACAAUCCAUUAACACUGGUGGAGAGUUUCUAGAGAAGAACAUGGGAGGUUUUGCCGGAUUUGCAUCCCUCGAAAUCCUCCUCUUGCUCUUCCCCAGCUUUGACCUGCUCCAAGACCUGUCUCUGCUGAGUCCGCAGCAGAGCGCAGAGCUGCUUGUGUUGAGAGAUCGUAAUCUACCUGAAGUGGAAGUCAUCAUUGAUCAGCUGUUUGAUCAUCUGUCUGAAAAUCCUGAUGAGGAAUAUUUUAAAGCAUUCCUGAUACAGCUCGUCAUUUUGCUCCCACAGGGAAACCUCUCCUGCUCAGCAUACAUAAAACUGUUUACCAGACUGGACGGGGCUCUGGUUGGAGCAUUUUCUGAUGUGGCAUCAUCCAUUACAGCAACCAAAACAGCAUUAUCAGUGCACAUACCAUCAGAUUGCUUUGUUUCUGGAGCACAGUGCACUUCCACUAUGAUAAAUGAAACAAAAAUGUGUGCCGGAGUGGACAGCACAAUGGUGAUGACCCUCCUCAGUGGACAAAUGGAGGGAAGUUUGUGUGACCUUUCUGUGGAGGAAUUUGCCUGUGCCUCGCUCUCUGCACUGACAGCUGAAGAUCUAGCCAUGUUUCUGGUGUGUAACCGCUCAGCCAACUCCAGCGGCUCCAGACCGUUGUGGAAGCUUCUCCUCUCCAAAGCGGCAAAUGUGCUGGAUGAAGCCCUGGAUCUUCUGAGAAAUGAAACUCUGGACCCCAGAAGUCCUGCAGUGUCCAUGAUUCUGGACUCAAUACGGGAAAUUCGACUGGACACACUUAGCCCAGCCUCCAUCAAUGACCCCGCCAUCAUCAAUCGGUUGUUCAACCGCAGGCUCCGCCCAUUCCUGCCUGCUGUUUCUCGGGACUUCCUGUCAUGUUUCGUCACACGGGGUUUGAACUGCAGCACCUUCCAGCGACUGGUGGAGAUUUUCAGCGAUGUUCAGCAGGACAUGCCCCUCUCCACACAGAUCACAGUCUUCACGUACUUCAUAGAAGAAUUCCUUCUCAUGAAUGACACAGCAGACCCCGGCUGCACGCGAUCCAUCAACAGCAGUAGAGAGUUUCUGGAGAAGAACAUGGGAGGUUUUGCUGAAUUUGCAUCUCUCGAAAUCCUCCUCUUGCUUUUCCCCGGCUUCAACCUGCUCCAAGACCUGUCUCUCCUGAGUCCGCUGCAGAGUGCAGAGCUGCUCGUGUUGAAUGAUCCUAAUCUACCUGAAGUGGAAGUCAUCAUUGAUCAGCUGUUUGAUCACCUGUCUGAAAAUCCUGACGAGGAAUAUUUUAAAGCAUUCCUGAUACAGCUCGUCAUUUUGCUCCCACAGGGAAACCUCUCCUGCUCAGCAUACGUAAAACUGUUUACCAGACUGGACAGGGCUCUGGUUGGAGCAUUUUCUGAUGUGGCAUCAUCCAUUACAGCAACCCAAACAGCAUUAUCAGUGCACAUACCAUCAGAUUGCUUUGUGUCCAGCGCACAGUGCACUUCCACUAUGAUAAAUGAAACAAAAAUGUGUGCCGGAGUGGACAGCACAAUGGUGAUGACCCUCCUCAGUGGACAAAUGGAGGGAAGUUUGUGUGACUUUUCUGUGGAGGAAUUUGCCUGUGCCUCGCUCUCUGCACUGACAGCUGACGAUCUGGCCAUGUUUCUGGUGUGUAACCGCUCAGCCAACUCCAGCGGCUCCAGACCGUUGUGGAAGCUUCUCCUCACCAAAGCGGCAAAUGUGCUGGAUGAAGCCCUGGAUCUUCUGAGAGACCAAACUCUGGACCCCAGAAGUCCUGCGGUGUCGAUGAUUCUGGACUCAAUACGGGAAAUUCAAUUGGACACACUGAGCCCAGCCUCCAUCAAUGACCCCGCCAUCAUCAAUCGGUUGUUCAACCGCAGGCUCUGCCCAUUCCUGCCUGCUGUUUCUCGGGACUUCCUGUCAUGUUUCGUCACACGGGGUUUGAACUGCAGCAUCUUCCAGCAACUGGUGGAGAUUUUCAGCAACGUCCAGCCGGACAUGCCCCUCUCCACGCAGCAGUCUGUCUACACAGACUUUAUUGAGGAAUUCCUGACCAUGAAUGACACAGCAGACCCAGGCUGCAGUUUGUUCUUCAACACCGGUGAAGUGUGGUUGGAGGCUAACUUUGGAGAUUUCUCUGGUUUUGCACCACUCAGCCUCAUUCUGGAGCUUUUCCCAAGAUUCAACCUGAUGGACUCUUUAUUACUGCUGUCAGAAACUCAGCUGGCACAGUUGGCUGCCACACCAGGACUACUCACCUCUGCUGCCCAGGUUGCCCUUGUACUGGACAACAUCCCGGACAGUCUUCUUGCAGCCUUCUAUGACGAAUUCUCUGUAGCUGUCGUUGGUCACGAGGACAUGAUCUCCUCUGAAGUGAGGACAGCAUUGUUGCAAGCCGCGUUAGAUCGUGCCAACCUCUCAGAUCCCUCAGUCAGUGAUUUUGAGGUGGCGAUUUGGCUCCACGACAGACUGGAGGUCCUGUUGAUCAACAUGACACAUACACAGGUUUCGCAGUUCUUCGCCAUACUUGUUGGAAGAAACUGCAGCAUCCUACAGCUGGGAGUGAACACCCUGAGCGCAACAAUCUCUUCUCAGAGUGAGAUCACCAAGGAAGCAGUCCACGAACAAAUCAUUAAGGCUCUCACAGCAGGACCACCUCUUCGCUGCUAUGGUGACAACUUCAAUCGCAGUUUUUAUGCUUUCGUGGAGAGUUCAUUUGCUGAGUUCCGGUUUCCCAAUCUGACUAUCUUCCUGUCGCUCAUGCCCCCUGACAGAAGGGAAGAGCUGGUGAACUCCAUGUCUACAGCCGAUCUUGGGAACUUGCUCAGUCAGCCUGAUGUUGUCGACGAUGAAGCAGCACUGUGUUCGAUCUACACCCUACACGAAGAGUUGCCACUUUUCCUUGAGAAUGAGAAUCUUCCAGAAGACGUGCAGGGGCCCACGGUGGGUUGCGUCUGGCCCUUGGCUCUCAGCAUCACACAGAGGUCAAAGGUCAAUGCCCUCUUUAGAGGUCUCAGAAGAUACACGGCCUUCCUCACUCUCAGGCUUAUCAGCCCUCAGACCACACAGAACGCCUCCUGUUUCGCUUUCCAAAACUUUGUUGAACUUCUUGGGGAGUUGAAUUUCACUGCUGCAGACUUCGAGAGGAGAGAUGUGUUUAACAGCAUCAGAAGUUACCUUGACACAGACUCAAUUCCAAAGUGCUUUGAUCCAGAUGACCCCGAGAUGAACUCCACAGCCUGGUUUGCUGAGUACAUUGGCCCUUUCAUAAGUUUCCUCACUCUGGAAGAUCUGCAGUCUUUUGGAUCUGAAGAGGUUCUUCAAAAGUUCGCAGUGAACCUUGACAACAUCGCCCUGGUCAACAGCGUAGACUUACCUGACAACGUCACAGAAUUUUACACAGACCUUGUUUACGAGGAGGACAGCAACUAUAACCCCUUACUACUCUCUGAGGCGUUUUGGUGCACAGUUCCUGGUCCAGCGUUCAUGCAGCUGAGUAGAGCAGACAGUAUCAGAGUUCUGAGAACCGUGUCCGUUAACUGCACAGACCUGGAUCCACAGAUUGCCUCAGCCUUGGCGGGUAACUUUGGCGACAACCUUGAUGCAGCAGACAUCACUCUCCUGGGCAAUGAAAGCAUCGGCUUGACCACAAUCCAGAUCACGAGCAUACAGGCUCAGGAGAUUGUGAAUUCCCUUCACAUCCUCGGCGCAGUGACAGGCUGGGAUCGAGGGCAGCUCCAGGCCUUUAUUGCAAAAGUGAUGUCAUCAGGGAUGCAGAUCAACAGCGCCUUAUCUCUGGUCACGCUGGGAUCUCUUGUCAAUGGCCUCUCUUCUUCAAACUUUGAGAGCAUCAGCGGAGCCGAGCUGAUCACUGCAGGCCAAAGUGGUUCAUUUCUGACACACUUUAACUCUGGUCCAACAAUUCUCAAGCAGACUUUUGUUACUCAGAUUAUAAGUGUGAGCGGCAGCAGUGAUGCAAUCAUAGGGAACGUUCCGGAUGACCUGGCAACUGAAAUCCCCCUUUUUCAGCUGGUUGGCCUCUCCAGCCAAUCAAUCACGACAUUCAACCAGAAGCAAUGGACAAUGGUCCAGAGUGAGCUGUACUUCGGUACUAUAGCGAGUGAAACCUCAGUUGAAGCACUGGGAGGCGAAGACAAUUUGUCCUCUGUGGUGCUGCAGGGGUUCUCUUGUACCUCUGUGAGGAACCUUUCAAAGGCACAAAUCAGGAGGUUGAUAAGAGCCAGCCGGAGGAGAGGCAGGAGGAAAGUCAGACUGUUGGAAACUCAGCUGACCUGCAUGUACAACCAGAUCAGUGGAGAUGCAGACAUCACAAACUUCAGCCUCUUUCCUCGUGAUAUGCUGCUGUACUAUGAUUAUUCCCUGGUGCCACAGAGCAGCUGCAGGUCUUAUUUUGUUGAGUUAUCAGAGGCAGACUUCAGUGUCAUCUCCAACGCCCUCAAUUUCAAAAGGGCUGAGCUGUUUGCAAACGCCAGGAGCUGCCUGGGCAUCACAAACACAAGCUUGACAAAGAACAAUGUAGAGGUGUUGGGAAACAUGUGCUGCACUCUUGAGGGAUCCUUCAUCCAGAACUCGGACCCAUCCAUCCUGGAAAUACUGAUGAACUGCCCAGAUCUCACCACAGAUCAGUCAUCUGCAGUUGAAGCUCUGCUGCUGAGUGGGAGAACUCAAUUUGGGCCUCCAUCAACAUGGAAUAUAGAGACUCUGAAGGGCUUCGGGCAAUUAGCACUCUAUUUCAGUUCAACCUUCUAUGAUAACUUCAGAAGAAGAACAAAGAGGAAAUUCUUGAGGUUCUUCCUGAGCAAUUUCAAAGACGACUUGACGAGAGCACAGAGGAGAACAAUAAGGAAAGUGAUAAGGAACUCCAUUACAUCCAAAUUUGGACGCUUAAGUGAUGUCCAGUGCUCCUUAGGAGUCAUCUCCCAUGUGACGGUCAAUGAUGUGGCGUUUCCCAUCGAAUACGAUUUAUCGCAGUUUGACCUCUGCCUCAGUGCUGACACUGUCAGACACAACUUGGCUGCGCUGAGUGAGAGGGUCGAUGACGAGAGCUUCCAGAGGAUUAUUUUUGCAAAGUUUAAAGAGGCUUACUCCACUGUGUCUGUCAUCCCUGAGUCGGAGGUUAGACUCUUAGGCUCAGUGGCCCGCGUGGCUACUGUUGAAGACAUCAACACCUGGAGUAUCUCUCAGGUCGAUACGCUCGCUGCGCUGAUGGACGCAAAUGCUGGACCAUGGGAGCAGAGCAGGGUUAGAGCAAUCGUAGCCAGGUAUCUGAGUGUGCAAGGAAACACACUGGGCAGUGCUGAACUCAACAGUUGUGGAGGACCCAACAUAUGCGCUCUGGACAUCAGUGUUCUCGAAGGCAUUUCUGUUGACAGCAUCAAAAAUACAAUUAACCCAGAUUUGUCCAGCUGUACCAGGGAGAGAAAUCGAGUUCUGUUCGGAAAGGCUCGAAUAGCAUUUGCAUCUGUGACCCGGACCCGCACGACGACUAUCCCUGUUGCCUCAUACCAGCUUACAUUACCGUACAUCAGGGGGGCUGAUUUAAACUAUGUUCGAAGUUUGGCAAGGUCCAAUGUGAACAUGGAUUUGAGUACCUUCACCAGUCUGCAAGAAGAUGUCAUAAUGAACCUAACCGUUUCAGAAGUGCAGGGUCUUCUUGGAAGCAACCUACCAGAUUUGAAGUCCUAUGAAAAUGUGACAGUUGUACGGACUUGGAUCACAUCACAGUUCCAGUCAGAGCUUGACACGCUGGGCAUUGAGCUGAUGGGAGGCAGGGCUGGUGCGUCUUCAUCCUCUGUUGCCCCCACCACACCUGGAGCUACUACCCAGCCUGGAGCCACUACCCAGCCAGGUGCCACCACCCAGCCUGGAGCAACUACUCAGCCAGGUGCUACCACCCAGCCUGGAGCCACCACCCAGCCUGGAGCAACCACCCAGCCCGGUGCAACCACCCAGCCUGGAGCAACCACCCAGCCAGGUGCAACCACCCAGCCUGGAGCCACCACCCAGCCAGGUGCAACCACCCAGCCUGGAGCCACCACCCAGCCAGGUGCCACCACCCAGCCAGGUGCCACCACUCAAGCAGGAGCUGCCACUACCACUGCCAUACCUGCAGCUACCACUACCAACACCACUGCAGGAGGCAGCAGUGUACAAGCCGACGUUCGCUUCUCCCUCCUUGUUCUCCUCCUGCUCCUCUUCACUUCUCAGCACGUCCUCGCGUGAAGAAACACGGGCCUGGUUAUACAGAUUUAUUAACUUAUAAGCAAAAAGAAAAACUGUCACAUGAAGACAGUCUCGGUUACCUCAAACCACAAGCCAAGGAUUCAUUAAAAUAUACCAAUAUAUGUACAAUAACAGUCACUGAUGUAAAUAAUGUUUCUCUACACUGCAUCAUUCAUUAACACAUACACUCACUGGCCACUUUAUUAGGUAUACCAGUUUAACUGCUCAUUAAUGCAAGUAUCUAAUCAGCCAAUCACAUGGCAGCAAUCAGUAUGUGUAGGGGUACAGACAUAGUUAAAAAGCUCAAACUGAGCAUCAGAAUGGGCAAUGAAGGUAAUUUAAGUAACUUUUAAUGUGCCACGGUGGCCAGUGGGUGUAUGCUUGCUCUAAAACUUUGUCACAUUUUUUUAGGCAAAUAUAUAUGCUUGCUGUUUUCUUGCUCAAGGUUUUUUCUUAUUAAUUAUAGAAUGAUGAAUUUAACUCAUUUUGUCUGUUUUAUAGUCCUGCUUACUGAACUCUUGUCACAAAAAACACACAUCUGUAUUAGGUACUAGAUUUAUCAUGUUGUGAUUAGAAAUGGUUUGAAAUUAAAACACUGUCUUGCAAAUAUCAGGGUGUUGGUGUUAUGCUGUGAAGAGUUGAGGAAAUGUAUUUCUAGUAAGGUAAUUUAACACUGUACCGGAAAAAUGAAGGUGAUAGUAUCUGCUUUAUCUGUGUUCUUCUUGUCUUAUUUAUCUGCUGUAUGGUUAAAGCACUUAACUCAGAUUUACCUGGAUCUGUAUGAUU